UCUGAUUUUAUCUAUAUUGUUAUUAGUGAUUUAAGUUUUACUUCAGCUGUCAUACUAACCUGUCGCAGUCAGAACAAGUCGGGUUAGCGUCAGCAUAAAUUUUACACUGAAAAACUAAACGGACGGACAUUAUGAAUAUUUGUGUUGGAGUGCUCCUCUUGGCAUUUAUUCUCGUGUCUGAAGCGCAACUCCGAAGCAGUGGGGAAAAUGUCUGUCAUCGGGUUGACCAGCGAUCUCACACCUAUUUAUUUAAAACAAAGAAGAUGAUUGUGAAAGAAAAGAGAGUCGACUGUUGGGACAUUUCCCAAAAUUUCAGAUGUCUUCGUAAGCUUUAUGAACCCGUGUAUGAACCGCGAACACGAGUCGUUCAUGUACCUGUUUUCUACUGUUGUGCGGGAACCAGAUUGGAAGGGAGCAGAUGUGUGAGAGAAAUUCCAACCAAUAUUUGGACUCGUUCUCCGUCUGGAUGUGAUUGUUACUUCAACGGCGCCCAAGAUUGUGCUUGCUGUGAAUUCGGUGGAUGUCAGUGUGAUCGUUCUCAUCCAGAUAAAUGUGUACAAUGCGGAUAUGGACAUACUUGCUCAGCUGAAUACGAUGACCUGAACAGCAUGGGAUUGGAUGGAUGGACACUCACGGAAACAGGAUGUAAAUGUGAUGGAAGUCCAGGUGCCGGACCUUGUCCAUGUUGUCAGAAUCGCGGGUGUCCAUGCAAAAAAGGGAGAACAACUCGAUGCAGUCAGUGUGGAUUACCCGAAAUGUGCUUUUCAGUUCUGGAAUAAACAAAGAAGGCGAAGAACAAUAGAGGAUUCCAAGAACCGUAGUAGUCAUGUUGAGUUAGAUUAGAUUAGAAUAAUUUGAUUGUUAGAUAAUUUCAUUCUCUGAACCAAAAUACAUUUCUUUUAGGUCUUUCAUUUAAAAACUCUGUCAAACGCGAAUUGUUGUGCUAAAUAUCUUUUGAUUUCAUUCAGCGAUUGUGAAUGCAAAUGCACAAUUUUAGAUGUGAAAUAAGAUAAUGUAACAAUUAAUAUUUUAUGAAAAAUACAAUCAAUUCCCCAAAAAUCAAUGUAGGACAAUGCAAUGUUAAUAAUGAAGCAUAUCUUUCAUUUCCAACGCUUGGCUUCAAUUUCAAUUACCUCGAAUAAUUAUUUUAUCUUUCAGGCUUGUAUAACACUGUCUUUUCAAGUUAAGAAUCCUGUAAGCCCAACUAGAGUGCUGGCACAUAAGCGACCUGUAACUCGUAAAAGCUGGGCUUUUGGUUGUGUCUUGGUUUUGAAGCGACACCUAGCGAUCACGCUCAUAUUCGCAGGAUUUGUUGUAUGGCAUGCUAUACAAUUUAAAUAACUGUUUAGCGAACUUCAUAGUAACAACACGCGGACUAAUCAAAAAACAAAACGCUUUAAAGCACUUUAUACCUACGAUCACCUUGUCAAGG
Messenger RNA from Styela clava, 1432 nucleotides. RefSeq lists its product as uncharacterized. The record is from RefSeq and is a predicted model, not a curated record. Lineage: Eukaryota; Metazoa; Chordata; Ascidiacea; Stolidobranchia; Styelidae.